AAGCAAGCACGUUUGUCAAAUGCAUCGGAUGGCCGAAUAUUUGUCAUUACCUACGCAAUGCCCAAUCGUGAUCGGAGCGGAUGUACACUCAGCUAUGCUUGCCGCGGAAGUUCCGCCAGUAUAUAAAAGCUCCUGGAUCAAUAUGGAUUUGAUAUCAAUUACUUGAAAAGAGAGACUCUCAACUCCUGGUACUCAGACCAUACGAUGACGACCUCCAUUCCUAACGCCAAAUCCAAGCCUCUUCGUAUCGGAGUUCUGUACGAGGAAGUUCAGCUAACCGACCUCGCGGGUCUGGACAUACUUGGAAAUAUGUCUUCUCGAAUAGUUAACAUGGUUACCAACCUCAUUCCUGCCAUGGAGAAGCUCAAGCCCUAUGCCCGAGACAUGGAGUUUCUCUACAUAUCCUCCUCACUAGAGCCAGCCUGGGCGACACCGGACAUGUUCAUUCGACCCACACACACAUACGAAAGCGCCCCGCGCGACUUGGACAUCAUUCUCAUCGGGGGGCCAGAUCCCCAGAAGGUCCCCGAAGCCAGUCUGACGUUUCUGAGGGAGGCGAGCAAGCAGACGAAGGCGAUAUUAACGACGUGUACGGGCGGCAUGUGGCUUGCAAAGAGCGGGGUCUUGGACGGCAAGAAGGCAACUACAAACAGGAUAUUGCUAGAACCGGCGAGACAUGUUUUCCCCAACGUGGAGUGGCAGGACGAGCGGUGGGUAACUGUGGAUGGUCACUUUGAGGGCGCGCAGCUGUGGACAGCUGGGGGUGCCAAGUGCGGAAUCGACAUGGUGAUUGAGUAUGCCUUGCAGAACUUCCAUGAACAGCUGGUGGCGUCAUCGUGUGGAAGCCUGGAGUUUGAGAUUGAAGGACGGAGCAAGAGUUACAAGGGCCCUUUCGUUCCUGUCGUGUAGAGGGUUUCUUAGUGAUAGAGAGGGUGUUUGUCAAUCAUCUAGGACUGAGGCUUUCGAGCUGUUGGCAGGAAAGAAAAUCGGCCGCAGCCCUCUAAAUGCUCUGCAGUUCACUGUGGCAAGAAAACAAC
This is a messenger RNA of Paraphaeosphaeria sporulosa, 1037 nucleotides long. Its product is annotated as class I glutamine amidotransferase-like protein. The transcript has 2 exons. The coding region runs from base 205 to 909 and encodes 234 amino acids. NCBI's taxonomy places the organism in Eukaryota, Fungi, Ascomycota, Dothideomycetes, Pleosporales, Didymosphaeriaceae. The record is from RefSeq and is a predicted model, not a curated record.